Molecule: messenger RNA, 7932 nt
Organism: Cricetulus griseus (Chinese hamster)
Lineage: Eukaryota; Metazoa; Chordata; Mammalia; Rodentia; Cricetidae
Source: RefSeq, a predicted model, not a curated record
CUUUUUCUUCUUCUUUCUUUCCUUCUUUUUUUUUUUCUUGGAGGAAAUACUGCAGCCUUCUGGACUGCGUACGCGGCUCCCUGGAGAGGCUCUCUGGGUUCCACCCACUGGCUGGAAGGAGGGGAAGUGAAUGAGAGGGCAAGGCCAGCCCGAACACACCAUGUCACUCUGGGAACCAGACAGCAGCAACUAAGCCUGCACGGGUUUCUUUUUCUUUUCUUUAUUUUUUCUUUUUCUUUUUUCUUUUUUUCCCUCCAGUUUUUUUCCUUUCCUUUUCUUUCAUUGUUUCUUUUUCCUUUUAUUACAAUUUCUUUUUUCCAAGGUGGGAAAGAGACACGCGAGAGACCGAAAGCUGUACUGCAAGGAUUCCGAGUUGUGCUGAAGGAUUUUUUUUUCUUUUUUUCUUUUCCCUCCUCCUUCGCCUUUACAAGCGCCUGCGAUUGACACCACUAGAGACAGGCUGGUUAGAGACAGGCUGCUUCAUCCGGACUGGACCGGGCAGCCGGGAAGAAGAAAGCAAGCAGGCAAGAACUGGGGAAGCUCUCCUGGGGGUUUCUCUAGGUGGACCUCAACCCCCAUCUGUUUUUUUGUUUUUUCUUUUUCUCUUUUCUUUUGGUUCUUUGUUUUGCUUUGGUUUGGUUUUUUUUUGGUUGUUUUAAAUUCCUUACGGUGUUGGAACUAGUGAGUGGAGUCUUGGAAGCCUCAUCAGUCACCCAGACUGCCGGGAACAGUGGAUUAAGAGGAAGAAGCUCGCCCCGGGCAUCAUACACCCUGUUAUUCAGUUUCCUGCCUCGGAGAUAAAGAUCCCAGCUACAUGGGCAAACGCCUGGAUCAGCCACAAAUGUACCCCCAGUACACGUACUACUGUCCCCAGUACCUCCAAACCAAGCAGUCCUAUGCACCAGCCCCCCACCCCAUGGCUCCUCCCAGCCCCAGCACAAACAGCAGCAGCAACAGCAGUGGAGAACAGUUGAGUAAAACGAACCUGUACAUUCGAGGCCUUCCACCGGGCACCACUGACCAGGACCUCAUCAAGCUAUGUCAACCGUAUGGAAAAAUUGUAUCCACGAAGGCAAUUCUUGACAAGAAUACGAAUCAAUGCAAAGGUUAUGGUUUUGUAGAUUUUGAUAGUCCUGCAGCCGCACAGAAAGCAGUGGCAUCCUUGAAGGCAAACGGUGUGCAAGCACAGAUGGCCAAGCAACAAGAACAAGACCCUACAAAUCUAUACAUCUCAAAUCUCCCCAUCUCUAUGGAUGAACAGGAGCUGGAGAACAUGCUAAAGCCCUUUGGACAUGUGAUAUCCACCAGAAUCCUGAGAGAUGCUAACGGAGUCAGCAGGGGCGUUGGCUUUGCCAGAAUGGAGUCUACAGAAAAAUGUGAAGUGGUAAUUCAACAUUUUAAUGGAAAAUAUCUGAAAACACCACCAGGCAUCCCAGCCCCCAGUGAGCCCUUACUGUGCAAAUUCGCUGAUGGAGGGCAGAAGAAGAGACAGAAUCAGAGCAAGUACACCCAGAAUGGGAGGCCAUGGCCCCGAGAAGGAGAGGCUGGUAUGGCUCUGACCUAUGAUCCCACAGCCGCCCUACAGAAUGGAUUUUAUUCUUCACCGUACAGUCUCGCAACCAACCGCAUGAUCCCACAGACAUCUAUCACGCCAUUCAUUGCCGCCUCCCCUGUCUCCACAUACCAGGUCCAGAGUACUUCAUGGACGCCUCAUCUGCCAUACAUUAUGCAACCAACAGGUGCUGUGAUCACACCCACCAUGGACCACCCCAUGUCAAUGCAGCCAACAAACAUCGUGGGCCCCCUAACGCAGCAGAUGAACCAUCUUUCGCUGGGGACAGCAGGAACGAUUCAAUCCCAAGACAGAAUUAUGGUACUUCACCAGCUGUUGUGUCAGUAUAUGACUGCUGCUCCUAUGCAAGGGACCUACAUUCCCCAGUACACGCCUGUGCCUCCGACAGCUGUUUCUAUUGAAGGUGUUGUUGCUGAUACCUCUCCCCAGACGGUGGCCCCUUCAUCCCAGGACAGCAGUGGUCAGCAGCAACAGUUAGCAGUGGACACACCCAAUGAACACGCACCUGCAUACUCUUUCCAACAAUCCAAACCAUAGACAGGAGUGAGGCUGUCCAUCUGAACCCUUACCUUCAAUGAAGAAACUUCACUGAGCAAGAAGUUGGUUGGCCUCCAGUUUGCACAGGCGCCAAGGGAAAGCUUUCUUCUUCUUUUAUUUUUAUUUUUUUUAAUUUUAUACUUUACUCAAAGACAACAAAGUUUUUAUGUGCUGUGCAAAUGGUUCCUUCGUGUGGUCUGACAGUUAUUUUUGUCAUCUUUUUAUUUUUUUAAAGGGAAAACAAAUCCUGGGGGGGUUGAUAUAAACAUCAAAGUUGAUGUUUUCUGUGAAGAACAUUUGAAUUCAGAAAUUUGCCUGAAGGUAUAAGUAGAUUUUUUUUUUUUAAGUAGAAAACCUGAUGUCAAGAGGUGGGCAACCAGAAGUAUAAGAAAAUUAUUUUCCUCAGUAAUUAAGCUAUUUUUUCCUCUCUUUUUCUUUUCUUGAUUGAACCUACUGGGUUGGUUGGUUUUUUUAUAUAUUUUAUGUUUUCUUAGAAAUAUUUAGGUAAGGUUUAUCUUGAAUCUUAAUUGCCUUAAUUUUAAGGACACCAGAGGCUCGAGAGGCAGGCUGUCAACGUCUUCUUUCAGAAAAUAUAUCAAGAAAGAAUUGAAGCAUUGUGCCAGCUUUCACUGGCAUAGAGGAUGGAGACUGAGAUUUUAGGGUGGAAAAAAAACUGUACAAUUUAAAAGAAAAUGUUUUUUUCUUCAUUUGAAGAAAAUCUGUUGUUUAAAGAAACCAUGGCAACUGCAAGAAUUGGGAAAUGCUGGGACUUCUCAUGAACUUUGACACAAUCAUUUUAAAAGGCUAAAAGACAUUCUGAGGUAAAGAUAUUCACAUUGGUUUAAAAACACCUGCAUUAGAAAUAAUGCGUGUUUGGGGGGCAGAAUGCAAUUUUUUUUUAAUUUACCGAGCGUGGUUGCUAGCGAAAGCAUUAGUGCUUUUUAUCUGCAGUUUUUCUAUGAGCUUUGUCAGGUUUUAGUCAGCUUUGCUUGUCACAUUGCAAAACCUAGCGUACGAGCACUAAAAACAAAACUUAAGUAGAUAGAUGCUUAUGGUCAAAAAGUGCAAAAAAUUAAAAUAAAAAUAAAAACAAACACACACACAAAAAAACAAAAACAAAAAAAGCAAUAGAUAGAGAAAUUGUUGACAAUUUCUGUAGUCUUUCUUAGUUGCGGUCAAUUGCAGCCUACGGAUGGCCUAUUUUAUACCAAAGAUGAAGUGAGACCCUGUUACAGUCGUGAUGGUAGACAUUGCUUUUCUUUCCUUAAAGUUUUGUUUGACCUACAUGGCCGGACCAGUUCUAACUUCAUUUCAACUACCUUUCACUAGUGUUUUACAUACUGCAAAAAGAAUUGUUUUCUUUCUAGAAAUGUAUAUUUGUUGAUAGUUGAAGUUUGUACCUACUGUGCUCAGCUGUUCAAGCAUGAAGAAUCUGAGAAGGAUGGAUUGAUGGAAGCGGGUGGCUUUCACUCCCCUGAGCUUUUCCAGCUCCCGACUGGCUCUUCUCAGCAAUGGAUGGAUGGCCUCUGGUACACCGGAGGUUGCAGUGUCUUCAUAUGAACUGCAGACUAAGGAAGAUUCCUGAACAAGCUCUGAGAGAUGUCUGAAGGGUCGCUUGUCAGAAAGGCUCAGUGAUGCUCUCUGCAGUGGGGCUCAAUCCCCUGAGUAGUCCUUGUGCUGUGGUAACCAUCAUCUUCCUUCCAAAUGCCAACAUAAACAGAUCUUGUCUUCUCACCUUCAUUUUGUCACUGGCUCGUUUUGAAAAGACACCUUGAUUCUGUACUUGGGAAGGGGGUGUUUUCAUUUAAGUCUCCCCAUUGUGUUCUUGUAUCUUGACAUUGACAGGAGAGCCAACACAGACCUUUUUAAAUUUCAGUUUAAUUCUCCAAGAUAAGUGGGGCCAAGAUAAGUUUCCCUUUAGUGCAGUAGAGGCAAGCUCUUAACAUGCUAGUUGACAAUCAAAAAAUUGUAUGAUUUUUAUCAAUAAGAACUGAAAGAAUUAGGGUUGAUCCAGCACUAAAACCAAAGGAGACAUUUGCACUGAGAAUAAUACAAAACUUGGCUUAAAAUGAUCUAAAUUGGCUUAUUGAGAAAUCCUAAUGGUUCUGACUCAUUGUACCUGGGAUCCACUUAUAUAGUUUUGCUUGAAGCUAGAGACAGUGGCGUGGAACUCUGUUUAUGGAGCUCUUCUGAAGACUUGCUUUUGAAUGAAUCAUUUGAAUCAAGUAGGAGGAGCUGCUUCUUCAGGGUUCAUCUCUCUGAGUGCAUAGGAAAGACACAGACACAAACAGCAGAGAGGAAAAAACAGUAGGCUCUCAAAAACAAAACAAAUUAGAAGGCAAAUCACAGCCCCACAACUGAGGAGUCUGACCCAACCCAAAGGGUCACUGUCUCACUAGACCCCGACUCUCUUCUUUGUAACCCUGUGACUUGAGUGUUCAGGUCUGGAGAGUGACUUUGUAUGCUGGCCACCAAACUAAUUACAGAACAGUGUCCCAGGAGAUGGCUACACAACUGCAGAGAAGUUCUGGGCUUCGCCCUCACCCUAUUAGUUUCCUGGGCUUCGGAGGGGACUUGAGAUGUCUACACCCUUCAGGGGCACCUGCUGGAAGGACGGACUUGAAUGUUGUCUUUUGGGAAACAAACCCUCAAGUUCCAGGGUCUUUCAGAAAACUCACAGUUUCUCUUUCUCAGAUCACCUUCUCUUGAGUCUUUGUUUAGGUAAGGAUUAUCCUGGGCAUCGUUCAUUUGCAUACGGAACCAACAGACUUUCUUGUCCUUUCUGUAAAAGUACCAAAUACAUGUCUUCAUGUGAUACAAAGAGUCUCAUUUGCCUAACUAACAAUGAGGCUGCGAGGUAGCUACCAUGUGGCUGUUGGAGGUGCCUAGGUUAACUUCACGGUCUUAAAUAUACAUUCUGAAAUGUUUCUUUCAACUCUGAAAUUUUCAUAAUCUCUUUUCUUUUAAGCCACCUCAGGCCAAAGGAAACCAUGAUGUCAUUUAAUGUGUUUGUGUGUGUUUUAUGUUUGGGCUGUUUCUAUAGUGCCAUUCCAUAAAAUCUUUUAGGAAGAAAAAUACGUGUGAUUUCAAAUUGGCUCCCUCUUUUUCUGCCAUUUUUAUCUAAAAUUGUUUUCGAUAGUCUAAUGUAGAAGGAAAAGAAAAGGCUUCAGCACAUUACAGUACAACAUUUUAAUAAACACAAGACCCCACAAUACACAUGUGCAGUAUGUGUAGCUCAGAUGCCACAAUCUCAGCCUAGUCAUCAGUGCACAUGGUAGUCUGCAUAGGAUUUAUGACUACGGUCAUUUUUUUAAAGAUUGGAGUAAAAUUCAAAUUCUUCAGACUGUCAAGAUGUUUUGAUUUUUUUUCCCUUUCAUUACCACAUCUUGGAUGACAAAUUAAGAAAGCAACUAAAGCCACGAUCCAAACAAGAUAAACAUCAUUCAUCUAGAUGCUACUUAGGUGUCAGGAAAGUGGGUUUCUUUGAAUAAUGACAAGUUAUUGGGAGAAGCAGAGUAUGUGGGAUUGGUAGCUGUGUCUCCUAAGGAAGGACCCCAGGAUAGAACCUGUAUGAGCUAAUGGUAAUACCAGCAGAUGCUUAGUUUUUUUUCUUGCAAAAAAUUGUUUAAUGAUUAGAAUAUCUAUGAAAGACUGACAUAUUUUAUAUUGACUUUAAAAAUCCCCUUUAUUGAAGAGUGGAGUUUAACUUCGAUAGGAUCCUUGCACCUUCUUCAUGACUAAGAUAUUUCAAUGGGUUAUCUACAUAGACUGUGAUGUUAACAGGCUAAAAAUACUUUUACACUCCAGUCUCAUUCCCAUGAGUGUACAAACAACUACAGUCAAGUUGAAAAUGGAGUGUCAGUCUUAGGUGGGUUUUAAUGGAAACUACAUGACUUCAGACUAGUGAGAUACCAGAACUUCGAGUCAUUUUUAAUGACAUCUGGCAUGGGAAGAAAUCACAUACUAGAAUAUUGUAUAAUCUUGUCACAGAACUGUGAUCUAUUAAUGGAAAAAAAGGAUAAGGUCUCUUUUUUCUUGCCAUUGAACCUGGUAUGCUAAACAUUUUUUUUAGCCUGCUGGCCUUGACAGUUUCACUUGAACCCCAAAGAUGGCAGGAUUGGCAGGCCCCAGGUGCCAUUUCCUCCUGCAAAGGAAUCGUGGGGUUUCUUUGAUGAAUCAACUCAUUCUACAGUUUUGGUAUUGCAGUGUGGGUUGAGAAUAGUAUUUCUUACCCAUUCAAAAUUGGACCCUUCAACCAAAUGCUGUCUGCCCUUUCUGUCCUUUGUGAUUACCUAGAGUUCAGGAAAGUGAAAAGCUAAAUGAUAAGCCACAAGUGGCCCCAUGAUUUGAGAAGGCUGGGUUCAGCUCUGGUUCCUAAUUUCUGUUAUCUUUGGGCUGAUAUCCCAACUUGUACCAUGCAGACAUAGUUGCUGUCACAGAAAGGGUAGGAUGUCUUCUAGACAGUAACAGCCAAGCUGUUCUGGAUGGGAGAAUAGUGUGCAGAGGAAUUCCUUUCACUGGUGAAGACUCUGAGCUGAGCAGAGGCAAGAUGGAGCUUGGGAAUUUGGGGGAGGAUUGAGAGGCCCCCUGAGUCACCCGGGAGAUUUUCUUAACACAGCUCCAUUUUCUGAGUUUCAAAAAAAAAAAAAAAUCACUGUCAAUAUUCGAAGGGCUAACUGACUAAUCUGGGAGUGUUUUGUCUUUUCUUCUUAAUGACUGACCCUGUUAACCUGAGCAUUUCACCACAAGGGUGGACAGAAGAAACCACUGAAAAUAACAACUCACUCCAGUCUAUGUUGCUUCCCAAGUAUUGAUUUAUCAAGGGAGUUUUAAUCAUUAGUGAAAUCAAUGUCCACACAUUACACACUAUGAAUUUCAACAGUCCAUAAUGUUCUUUUUUUGUCCACCACACAUAAUCAAGAGUUGGCUGCAUUCUUGCAAAACACAAAUGGAAGAAUUACAACAGCAAACUUAGCUCCCCUAAAAGACAGCUACUUUGGCUUCAUUCUCUUCAUUGAGAGUCAACACGAGGAAAGGAGGUCAACACAAUUUCUAUCAGGAGAAAAUAACAAUUGUUUUUGGCUAAAUGUACAUUUUUAUCACCUUUCAAAAUCUUCUGACCACAAGAUCAUUUUUUUAUUUUAUUUUGUUGUUGUCCCUGUUCGAAUCAGCAUCACUGUAUUAAGACUGCAAGUCGCUCAUAUUCCAAGACAUAAUUUUAAGGCCACUGUGUAUGUAAGCACAAAGUGUAGCAUUGUUGUUACACUUUGGACUUUAAAACCCCUGGUCCAACAUUAUUAAUAAAGUUGCUCUCUCUUCCUCCCUAAACGUGUUACAUCCUCACAUGUAAAAAGGAGUAAGUGAUUCCAUCCCUGUUAGGAAUAGUAAAAUUAUUUCAAAGCGACAUUGAGCAUCAGAAAUUAUUCUGGUCUCCAUUCUGGAAGCAAAUGUCCCCAUUUCCUUGAGGAGAUCAUUGGAAUCUUCAUUUUUAAGCUCUGGGUGAAAGCACUUCAGUUUCAAAGGAAACUGUGACAUGGCUUCUUCUUUAAAAGCUUUGUUUUAAGUUGUCUUCAACUCCAUGGACCUUUCGAAAUACCAUUUUGAGAUUUUAUUCAAGGGCAUCUUUGUAUGGCUGUCUCUGACUGUCAUGUUUGUAACCCUAUGGCGUUUCUGGUUUUAUCUUUAAGUUCUUUCAUGUGUAUCAUGGUCAAGUUAGACACCAUUUCCCCUGUUCCCUGGGCUCUCUGUAGAUCAGUGGAUAUUAGGUUUCAAUUUCUGUUUUCUUUGAUGAAGCUUUCAAUAAAAAAUGAAAAUAAAAUCAA